AACAGGUUACUUUUUUACUAGUAGUGCUGGAGAAUGAUAUAAAAACUUGAUUUUCCUCAAUCACAUUACUUUCCUUUGUGAAUGCGAUUUCUAAAGAAAUGGGACAAUUAAAACUUACCAGCUUUAUUGUUUUAUUGUUCUUUUUGACUGAAUGCCUAAACUUACCCACAAAGCCUCAAGAUGGUGAUAAUUUUAAAGUUACCCAGAAAUUUAUAGAGGACAAUGUUGGAUAUCUCACCACCAUUUCAUUUGCUCAAUAUGUUCAGGAGGCAUCAUUUGAGGAAGUCGAAAUGUUGGUAAAAGCCAUGACAGAAUACAGAGAUCAAUGCUUGGCCAACAGGAAACUCCCUCAGUGUUCAAAAUUAGCUAAUGAUGCUUUACUAGAAGCAAUAUGUGCUAUGGAGGGGGUGCCACAAAAGUACAACUUUUCACACUGCUGCAAUAAAGUUGACUUUGAAAGAAGAUUCUGUUUCUUCCAUAAUAAGAAAGAUGAUGUAGGAUUUCUACCUCCUCUUCCUACUCUGGAUCCUGAAGUGAAAUGCCAGGCUUAUAAAAAUAACAGAGAAUAUUUUCUAAGACACUAUCUCUAUGAAGUUUCUAGAAGGAAUCCCUAUGUUUUCACCCCCACUCUUCUAACAGACAUGGCUCAUAUUGAGGAGAUUACUAAAACAUGCUGUGAAGAACAAGACAAAGCUAACUGCUUUCAGACAAAGGCAAUACGUGCCAUGAUAUACUUAAGAGGAUUAUCUUCUUUUCAAAAAACCGUGUGUGGGGCAUAUUUGAAAUUUGGACCAAAAGCCAUAAAAUCUACAUACCUUGUUAUACUUAGUCAAAAAUUCCCCAAGAUUGGAUUUGAAGACCUUACCUCCAUUCUAGAAGAUGUUUCUUCCAAGUAUGAUGGAUGCUGUGAAGGGGAUACUGUGUACUGCAUCCGUGGCAGGAGCAAGGUUAUGAGCCAUAUUUGUUCAAAACAAGAUUCUAUCUCUAGCAAAAUUAAAGAGUGCUGUAGUAUGAAAAUACCAGAGCGUGGCCAGUGUAUAAUUAACAAGAAUAAAGAUGACAAGCCAAAGGAUUUAUCUCUAAAAGCAGAAACAUUUACUGACAAAAAUGUGUGUGAAGAACGAAAUGCUGACCAAGAAACCUUCAUGGAUAAGUUUCUUUAUGAAUACUCACGGAGACAUCAAGAACUGUCUACACCAGAGCUUUUAAGAAUUGCUAGUGUGUACGAUGACCUCCUGAAAGAGUGUUGCAAAACAGAAAACCCUCCAGACUGUUACAGUAACAUGGAAAGCAAAUUCAAUGAGACAACUGAGAAAAGCCGCAAAAUAGUACAACGAGAAUGUGAACAUUUCUAUAAUUUGAAGCAAGAGGACUUGAAAUACCACAACCUUAUCAAAUUCACAAAGAUAGCCCCUCAGCUCUCCACUGACGAACUGAUCUUUCUUGGCGAGGAAAUGGAGACAGCUUUACUCACCUGCUGCACUCUGAGUGAAGAGUUUGGCUGCGUUGAUAAUUUGGUGGAUUUAGUUCUUGGAGCGGUAUGUGGAGUAAAGAAUCGAACCGUCAACCCUGCUGUGGACCACUGUUGUAAAACCAACUUUGCCUUCAGAAGGCACUGCUUUGAUGCGCUGGAAGCCGAUAAAACAUAUGUGCCUCCAUCUGCCUCUCAAGGUUUAUUCACGUUUCACACAGACUUGUGUCAGGCACAUAAGGAGGAGCUCCAGAGAAAGAAAGAGAGGUUUCUUGUGAAUUUAGUGAAACUAAAGCCUGAACGUACAGAUGAGGAGCUGCGGUCAUCGCUUAAGGAGUUCACUAACCUAGUGGACGAGUGCUGCAAAGCCGAGGAGCCGGAAGCUUGCUUCAAAGACGAGGGUUCAAAAUUGGCAGCCAAAAACCAGGCUUCUUGAGAAAUAUAAAAGAACAAGCAAGGUUGUGGAGAAAAGAGAGGAAUACCAAUUUACCCACUUCCAGCUGUCCUGAAAUUUCAUUUUCUGAGAAGAAUACAGUAAAAAAAAAACAAAAAAAAAACUUACCUAAAAUGUUAUUGUAACACAAAAUAUAGAGUUAUUUCUCAAAGACUGAUGUCAUGUGUUUUAUUCCAUCAGUAUCUCUGGCUCACUGGCUAAAUCUAUUCCGUAGACAGAAGGAUUCAAAUAGCAAAGGUGUGGGCAUAAUCCUCACAGACUCCCUUCUUGCUGCUAUUGGCAAGGAAAAGGGGAGUUGAGGGCUCCCAGCAUUGCUGCUGCCGCUACUACUACUAUUAUGAACUAGCACUUAAUGCUUUCCAUGUACCAAACACUGUCCCUAGGUACUUUUCAUGCAUCAUCGCAUUUAAUCCUAACAAUCUAUGCAGUAUACAUCAUUUCUAUU
Messenger RNA from Pipistrellus kuhlii (Kuhl's pipistrelle), 2370 nucleotides. RefSeq names its product afamin (gene AFM). Gene Ontology annotation, cellular component: cytoplasm; blood microparticle. Gene Ontology annotation, molecular function: fatty acid binding; vitamin E binding; zinc ion binding. The record is from RefSeq and is a predicted model, not a curated record. NCBI's taxonomy places the organism in Eukaryota, Metazoa, Chordata, Mammalia, Chiroptera, Vespertilionidae. Bases 99 to 1907 code for a protein of 602 amino acids. The transcript has 15 exons. Gene Ontology annotation, biological process: vitamin transport; protein transport within extracellular region.